AUGGCCCGCCUCGGGGCCCCCCAGACGUGGGUGCUGCUGACGCUGCUCGCCGCCGCCGUCCUGCGGUGUCAGGGCCAGGAUGCCCAGGAGGCUGGCAGCUGCGUGCAGAAUGGGCAGAGGUAUAAUGAUAAGGAUGUCUGGAAGCCCGAGCCCUGCCGGAUCUGUGUCUGUGACACUGGGACCGUCCUCUGCGACGACAUAAUCUGUGAAGAUGUGAAAGACUGUCUCAGCACUGAGAUCCCCUUCGGAGAGUGCUGCCCCAUCUGCCCGACUGACCUCUCCACUGCCAGUGGGCAACCAGGACCAAAGGGCCAGAAAGGAGAACCUGGAGAUAUCAAGGAUAUUGUAGGACCCAAAGGACCCCCUGGGCCACAGGGACCUGCAGGUGAACAAGGACCUAGAGGUGAUCGUGGUGACAAAGGCGAAAAAGGUCCACCUGGACCUCGGGGCAGAGAUGGAGAGCCUGGGACCCCUGGAAACCCUGGCCCCCCUGGCCCUCCUGGCCUCCCCGGUCCCCCCGGCCUCGGUGGGAACUUUGCUGCCCAGAUGGCUGGAGGAUUUGAAGAGAAGGCUGGUGGUGCCCAGAUGGGAGUAAUGCAAGGACCAAUGGGCCCCAUGGGACCUCGAGGACCACCAGGCCCUGCUGGCUCUCCCGGUCCUCAAGGAUUUCAAGGCAACCCUGGGGAGCCCGGGGAACCCGGAGUCUCCGGUCCCAUGGGACCACGCGGUCCUCCUGGUUCUCCAGGAAAGCCUGGUGACGAUGGUGAAGCCGGAAAGCCUGGGAAAUCUGGUGAAAGGGGCCCUCCAGGUCCUCAGGGUGCUCGCGGCUUCCCCGGAACUCCAGGCCUUCCUGGUGUCAAAGGUCACCGAGGCUACCCAGGCCUGGAUGGUGCUAAAGGAGAAGCUGGAGCCCCCGGUGUGAAGGGUGAGAGUGGCGCCCCUGGGGAGAACGGUUCUCCAGGCCCCAUGGGUCCUCGAGGCCUGCCUGGUGAGAGGGGACGGACUGGCCCCGCCGGCGCUGCGGGUGCGAGGGGCAACGACGGUCAGCCUGGCCCCGCCGGGCCUCCGGGUCCCGUGGGUCCAGCCGGUGGUCCUGGCUUCCCUGGUGCCCCCGGAGCCAAGGGCGAAGCUGGUCCCACGGGCGCUCGUGGGCCUGAAGGCGCUCAAGGUUCUCGCGGGGAACCUGGCACCCCCGGGUCCCCGGGGCCGGCCGGGGCUUCGGGGAACCCUGGAGCAGACGGGAUUCCUGGCGCCAAAGGCUCAGCUGGUGCUCCUGGCAUUGCUGGUGCUCCCGGCUUUCCUGGACCCCGCGGACCCCCCGGCCCUCAAGGUGCAACUGGUCCUUUGGGCCCCAAAGGCCAGACGGGUGAACCCGGCAUCGCUGGCUUCAAAGGCGAGCAAGGCCCCAAGGGCGAGCCUGGUCCUGCAGGCCCCCAAGGAGCCCCUGGCCCUGCUGGCGAAGAAGGAAAGAGAGGUGCUCGGGGCGAGCCUGGGGGUGCCGGUCCUAUUGGCCCCCCUGGAGAGAGAGGUGCUCCUGGCAACCGAGGCUUCCCAGGGCAGGAUGGUCUGGCCGGGCCCAAGGGAGCCCCCGGAGAGCGGGGACCCAGCGGCCUUGCUGGCCCCAAGGGCGCCAACGGUGACCCCGGCCGCCCCGGAGAGCCCGGCCUUCCUGGGGCCCGGGGUCUCACUGGCCGCCCUGGCGAUGCUGGUCCUCAAGGCAAAAUCGGCCCUUCCGGAGCCCCCGGUGAAGAUGGCCGCCCUGGGCCUCCGGGUCCUCAGGGGGCCCGCGGACAGCCUGGUGUCAUGGGUUUCCCUGGCCCCAAAGGUGCUAAUGGUGAGCCUGGCAAAGCUGGCGAGAAGGGGCUGGCUGGUGCUCCUGGCCUGAGGGGUCUUCCCGGCAAAGAUGGAGAGACGGGUGCUGCUGGCCCCCCCGGACCCGCUGGUCCCGCUGGUGAACGUGGCGAGCAGGGCGCUCCUGGGCCGUCCGGGUUCCAGGGACUGCCCGGGCCUCCCGGUCCCCCCGGUGAAGGUGGGAAGCCAGGCGACCAGGGCGUUCCCGGUGAAGCUGGAGCCCCCGGCCUCGUGGGCCCCCGGGGCGAACGCGGGUUCCCAGGCGAGCGCGGCUCCCCCGGCGCCCAGGGCCUCCAGGGCGGCCGAGGCCUCCCCGGCACUCCCGGCACUGACGGCCCCAAAGGUGCACCUGGCCCCGCGGGGCCCCCCGGCGCUCAGGGCCCCCCAGGCCUGCAGGGCAUGCCCGGAGAGAGAGGCGCCGCUGGCAUCGCUGGGCCCAAGGGAGACAGGGGCGAUGUCGGUGAGAAAGGCCCAGAGGGCGCCCCCGGGAAGGACGGCGGGCGAGGUCUGACCGGCCCCAUCGGGCCCCCGGGUCCUGCGGGUGCCAACGGCGAGAAGGGAGAAGCCGGGCCUCCGGGUCCUUCCGGGACGGCUGGUGCCCGAGGCGCCCCGGGUGAGCGUGGCGAGACCGGACCCCCUGGACCUGCUGGCUUCGCCGGCCCUCCCGGCGCUGAUGGCCAGCCAGGAGCCAAGGGCGAGCAGGGAGAGGCCGGCCAGAAGGGUGACGCCGGGGCCCCGGGUCCUCAGGGUCCCUCCGGAGCUCCCGGGCCUCAGGGCCCUACUGGUGUGACUGGUCCCAAAGGAGCCCGCGGUGCCCAGGGUCCCCCGGGAGCUACCGGCUUCCCCGGAGCUGCUGGCCGCGUGGGCCCCCCAGGCUCGAACGGAAACCCUGGACCCCCUGGUCCUCCUGGUCCUUCUGGAAAAGACGGUCCCAAAGGUGUUCGAGGGGACAGUGGCCCUGCGGGCCGCGCUGGCGAGCCUGGUCUGCAAGGCCCUGCCGGAGCCCCUGGCGAGAAGGGAGAGCCUGGAGACGACGGCCCCCCGGGUCCUGAUGGCCCCCCAGGCCCCCAGGGUCUGGCUGGGCAGAGGGGCAUCGUGGGUCUGCCUGGACAGCGUGGGGAGAGAGGCUUCCCCGGCCUGCCCGGCCCAUCGGGUGAGCCUGGCAAGCAGGGAGCUCCCGGGUCAUCUGGAGACCGCGGUCCCCCCGGCCCCGUGGGCCCGCCUGGCCUGACCGGUCCUGCGGGAGAGCCUGGACGAGAGGGAAGCCCUGGCGCUGAUGGCCCCCCGGGCAGAGACGGCGCAGCUGGAGUGAAGGGUGAUCGUGGUGAGACUGGUCCCUUGGGAGCCCCCGGAGCCCCUGGGCCCCCCGGCUCUCCCGGCCCCUCUGGCCCCACCGGCAAACAGGGAGACCGAGGAGAAGCGGGCGCACAAGGCCCCAUGGGCCCCGCAGGACCCGCCGGAGCCCGGGGAAUCCCCGGCCCUCAAGGUCCCCGAGGUGACAAAGGAGAAGCAGGAGAGGCUGGCGAGAGGGGUCUCAAGGGACACCGUGGCUUCACGGGGCUGCAGGGGCUGCCUGGCCCCCCUGGUCCUUCCGGAGACCAAGGCGCUUCCGGUCCUGCCGGUCCUUCUGGCCCGAGAGGACCACCAGGCCCUGUGGGGCCCUCCGGCAAAGAUGGAUCUAACGGCAUCCCAGGCCCCAUCGGACCUCCCGGCCCCCGUGGACGCUCAGGAGAAACUGGCCCCGCUGGUCCUCCUGGAAAUCCCGGCCCCCCAGGCCCUCCCGGCCCCCCCGGACCUGGCAUCGAUAUGUCUGCCUUCGCUGGCCUAGGCCAGAGGGAGAAGGGCCCCGACCCCAUGCAGUACAUGCGGGCGGACCAGGCAGCCGGCAGCCUCAGGCAGCACGACGCCGAGGUGGACGCCACACUCAAGUCCCUCAACAACCAGAUCGAGAGCAUCCGCAGCCCCGAGGGCUCCCGCAAGAACCCUGCUCGAACCUGCCAGGACCUGAAACUCUGCCACCCAGAGUGGAAGAGCGGGGAUUACUGGAUCGACCCCAACCAGGGCUGCACGUUGGAUGCCAUGAAGGUUUUCUGCAACAUGGAGACUGGUGAGACCUGCGUCUACCCCAGCCCUGCCACUGUUCCCAAGAAGAACUGGUGGAGCAGCAGGAACAAGGAGAAGAAGCACAUCUGGUUCGGAGAGACUAUCAAUGGCGGCUUCCACUUCAGCUACGGCGAUGACAACCUGGCUCCCAACACCGCCAACGUCCAGAUGACCUUCCUGCGCCUGCUGUCCACCGAGGGCUCCCAGAACAUCACCUACCACUGCAAGAACAGCAUCGCCUACAUGGACGAGGCCGCCGGCAACCUCAAGAAGGCCCUGCUCAUCCAGGGCUCCAAUGACGUGGAGAUCCGGGCCGAGGGCAACAGCAGGUUCACGUACACUGUCCUGAGGGAUGGCUGCACGAAACACACCGGUAAGUGGGGCAAGACGGUCAUCGAGUACCGGUCACAGAAGACAUCCCGCCUCCCCAUCAUUGACAUUGCGCCCAUGGACAUCGGAGGGCCCGAGCAGGAAUUUGGUGUGGACAUAGGGCCUGUCUGCUUCUUGUAAAGACACGAACCCAGAGACAUCACCACCCAUGGCAAAAACCAAAGGACUCAAGUACUUUCCAAUCGCGGUCACUCUAGGGCUCUGCAGGGAACGGCCGACCCGAUGUCCAUGCACCCCGCCCGCUCACAGUUUGGACUUGAACCCCCUCUCUUGCUGAGAGACCUGGGCAGACUGCAAAGUAAAAUCUCGGUGUUCUAUUUAUUUAUUGUCUUCCUGUUAGACCUUUGGGUCCAGGCAGAGGCAGGAAACUAACUGGUAUGAGUCAAACGCCCCCUGAGAGACUGCCCCCCACCCCCAGCCCAGACAAGAAGACCCCCUCCUCCGGAUGCUGGGCGCGGGAACUGUGUGUGUCCUACGUAAUGGUGCUAUUCUGUGUCAAACACCUCUGUAUUUUUUAAAACAUCGAUUG
Molecule: messenger RNA, 4873 nt
Organism: Sorex araneus (European shrew)
Lineage: Eukaryota; Metazoa; Chordata; Mammalia; Eulipotyphla; Soricidae
Gene: COL2A1
Product: collagen type II alpha 1 chain
Exons: 54
Coding region: 1-4464 (1487 amino acids)
Cellular component (GO): collagen type II trimer
Molecular function (GO): extracellular matrix structural constituent; protein binding
Source: RefSeq, a predicted model, not a curated record